AUGUCUGUUUCGGGGAAGAAGGAAUUUGAUGUAAAGCAGAUCCUCAGGCUCCGCUGGCGCUGGUUCAGCCAUUCAUCCCAAGGUUCAGCUGGAGGUGGGGGCGGCGGCGUUGGCGGGGUGGGAGGCUACAUCCAGCAGGAUGGCCUGGACCACAGAGGGACCCCCGGCCAGGGUCGGCUGAAGAGUCACUCACGGGAAAGAGGUGCAGGGGGACUUCGGAAGAAUAACAGUCCUGCCCACAGUAUCUUGGCACCCACGCCAGGACCCACGCCUGUCUAUGUCAGAGGGGGUCAUCAAUCAUGGCACCAUCAGCAGAACACCAUCCAGGGUCUCCAGGUCAGCGAAGAAUCUUCAAAGAGCAGUUCCUCACCCAGCACUACAAGAAAAGUGGAAGCCAACACUGGCCAAGAAGAUGUGAAGAGCAGGACAGAGGAACCUGCAGAGGUGGAGGCCAGAGAGAGGUUGGCUCUGAGCACCUUUUCCAGAAUGACUACCAACUCCUCCGAUGAGUUUUUUCAAGCAACAAAUCAUGCAGAACAGACUUUCCGUAAGAUGGAGACGUACCUCCAGCACAAGCAGCUGUGUGAUGUCCUCUUGAUAGCAGGGGAUCAUAAGAUACCAGCUCACAGACUAGUCCUGAGUGCUGUAUCGGACUAUUUUGCUGCUAUGUUCACCAGCGAUGUGAGAGAGGCAAAACAAGAGGAAAUUAAGAUGGAGGGAGUCGAUCCAGAAGCCCUCAGAUCCCUGGUUCAUUUUGCCUACACUGGUGUCCUUGAGCUGAAAGAGGAGACCAUAGAGAGUUUAUUGGCAGCGGCUUGCCUCCUCCAGCUUUCACAAGUCAUCCAGGUCUGCUGUAACUUCCUGAUGAAGCAGCUUCAUCCCUCCAAUUGCCUGGGAAUACGCUCCUUUGCAGAUGCCCAGGGCUGUGUGGACCUGCUCAAUGUGGCUCAUAACUACACUAUGGAACACUUCCUGGAGGUCAUUCAGAACCAGGAGUUCCUGCUGCUCCCCACUGCUGAGAUUGUUAAGUUACUCUCCAGCGAUGACAUCAACGUUCCAGAUGAAGAGACCAUCUUCCAGGCUUUAAUGAUGUGGGUGAGGUAUGAUGUCCAGCAUCGACAACAAGACCUCGGAGUGCUUCUUGCCUACAUCCGACUGCCUCUUCUGCCUCCCCAGCUUCUCGCAGAUCUGGAAAACAACAAGAUGUUCUCUGAUGACCUGGAAUGCCAAAAGCUGCUAAUGGAGGCCAUGAAGUACCAUCUUCUACCUGAACGACGUCCCAUGUUUCAGAGCCCAAGAACCAAACCUAGAAAAUCCACUGUGGGUGCACUUUAUGCAGUAGGAGGGAUGGAUGCCACCAAAGGCUCCACCACCAUAGAGAAGUACGACCUGCGGACUAACACUUGGGUCCAAGUUGGAGUUAUGAACGGACGCCGACUGCAGUUUGGCGUGGCGGUGAUAGACAACAAGUUGUAUGUGGUCGGAGGAAGAGAUGGACUCAAAACGUCCAACAUGGUGGAGUGUUACAAUCCAGUAAACAAAGUAUGGUCCACCAUGCCCCCCAUGUCAACACACAGGCAUGGACUUGGUAUUGCUGUGCUGGAGGGCCCAAUGUAUGCCGUAGGAGGCCACGAUGGCUGGAGCUAUCUCAACACAGUGGAACGCUGGGACCCGCAAGCCAGACAGUGGAACUACGUGGCCAGUAUGUCAACACCACGGAGCACCAUGGGAGUCACAGCACUCAAUGGAAAAUUGUUUGCGGUAGGCGGUCGGGACGGCAGCUCAUGUCUGAGGUCCAUGGAAUGCUUCGAUCCGCACACCAACAAGUGGAGCAUGUGUGCUCCCAUGGCCAAGAGGCGUGGAGGAGUGGGUGUGGCGACAUACAACAACUUCCUGUAUGCUGUAGGCGGACACGACGCCCCCGCCUCAAACCACUGUUCUAGACUCUCCGACUGUGUCGAGAGGUAUGACCCAAAGACAGACACAUGGACCACUGUGUCCUCCCUUAGUGUUCCCCGCGAUGCAGUGGGUGUUUGCCUGCUGGGUGACAGGCUGUAUGCUGUGGGUGGAUAUGAUGGCCAGUCAUAUCUGAACACCGUCGAGUCCUACGAUGCACAGAACAAUGAGUGGACUGAGGAGGUCCCUCUCAACAUUGGCAGGGCAGGUGCCUGCGUGGUGGUGGUGAAAUUGCCUUGAGCGUUUUGUCUCACGACAGCACGGGAAAGAAAUGAGAAGAAGUAGCAAGAAGAGUGGACAAACAAAACAACAGAUCAAGGACACAUCCUUCGAGAGUCAUGAUUUUUUUUUUCUUCCUCCAGAUUUUUCUGAGGAAAACACAGACAGAGCUUUGCCCAUAAACCAUUGUUUCUAUCAUUAGUGCACACAUCGGCCCACUGGGGAGGACUCGCAUUCAGAAACUGGAAUGCGAGGCGCAUUCUCCACAUUCUCAACCGAUCAAGAAUUUUCCCAGACUUGGCUAAGCUGUAAGAAAUCAGUGCCAAGCCUUUGUUGUACUGGUUUGUUAUACUAGAUUCAUGAAAAGUUCUGUGUACGUCUGAAAGAUAUAGAUUUACAAGUUUUGAUCAAGUAAGCCUAACUGCAGGUUAGUUUACAUUUAUACAAUAACAUUUCCUAUCAGUGCCAUCACAAACAGUAUAUUUUUGGGUUUAUAUUUCCCUUUACAGCCACUCAAAUAAAAAUGUUAUAAUGCAUAGAUGUAACUAUGUAUCAGUGUCUUUCCUAAGUGAGUGGUUUGAACAGACUCUUAAACAAAAAGGACCACUGUGAACACUGGCUGAAUUGCAGAAAAAAAAAGGAAAUCAAACUUUUUCGCUGAAUAUUGUGUUUUUAGUUCUUUUUUAUUGAGCCUGUAGCUACAGAACACCAAAGUUAUUAGCUUGUCUUAGAAGUCUGGUUACGCAUUUAAUAAAAGUUUACAAAAUUGUGAAUACCGAAAAUAUAUCAUAUUGAUAUUUCACAUUGCUGUACAGAUUUUUGUGAACUUUCUGAAACUACAUUUGUGUGGAUGAACCAUGCCUAAACCAGUAUACUCUGGUGACAACAGUUAUUAUUCUUUUGUCUUUAUUUCUGGGCGUGCUAGCUGAGCGAAUGUUUUAUUUGAUUUAUAUGAUAAUAUAUCGCAAGUUAACUGUCUGUUCUGUAUAUAAUGCCUUCUGGGUCAUGUAGAUGAUCUUCACUGACAAAAUAUAAGCAUUGGAUUAACCCAGAUGAAAUGGCAAAUGGUGGCCAGGUGACACCAGCUACACCCAAACCAAUUAUCUAAGUUUGUGAGAGAAUUUCAAGUACUGUUUUACAUUUUUAUGUGAAGCACUGGAAGACUUGAUUUCCACAACACUGCACUGAUCUGACUUUGAUUACAAGUUUUAGAUUUGUAGUUGGUUGUUCUGCUCUUAAAAGUAAAACAUAGGUAAGUUGUUCACAAUGAGAACAAUUUGUAACUGUAAUUAUAACAAGUUUUGGGGGCCAAAUGUUACUUUUUAAGUUUUUAUCCUGAUUUUGUACAGCAUGCAAACCUAUGAAUAAAUAAAAUG
This is a messenger RNA of Scomber scombrus (Atlantic mackerel), 3551 nucleotides long. It is a transcript of the gene klhl4, whose product is annotated as kelch-like family member 4. Gene Ontology annotation, molecular function: protein binding. The coding region runs from base 1 to 2196 and encodes 731 amino acids. The record is from RefSeq and is a predicted model, not a curated record. The transcript is spliced from 11 exons. Lineage: Eukaryota; Metazoa; Chordata; Actinopteri; Scombriformes; Scombridae.